AUGGCGGACUCUAAACCCUCGAUUCCUGUCAAAUCCUUUCACCUUCCCGUCUCCCCUCAUUCUCAAUUUGGAGGGUUUUUCUGCAUAAUCUAUUUCCUGUCUUUCAAAGUCAGACGAAGGCACGGCUUGCUUAUUCCAAUGGUGAAGAAAGAGAAGGAAGAGGACAAAAUUGAGAAGAUCAUUCGUGGUCUUCUUAAGCUUCCCGAGAAUCGGAGAUGCAUCAAUUGCAACAGCUUGGGGCCGCAAUAUGUAUGCACAACCUUCUUGACAUUCGUUUGCACAAAUUGCAGUGGUGUGCAUCGGGAAUUCACUCAUCGUGUCAAAUCAGUGUCCAUGGCGAAAUUUUCAUAUGAAGAAGUCAAUGCUCUUCAGACUGGGGGAAAUGAGAGGGCAAGGCAAAUUUAUUUUAAAUAUUGGGAUGAACAUCGUAACUCUUAUCCUGAUGGCAGCGACCUUCACAAACUCAGGGAUUUCAUCAAGCAUGUUUAUGUUGAAAGAAAAUAUACUGGGGAAAGAAGUAAUGAGAAGCUUAGAAGGCCGAGAGUGGGUGAUAACGAUGAGCGCUAUGACGGAAGGAAAGGUGGUGGUAUUUAUUAUGGGAGAAGUCCAAGUUACACGAUAGCCAGAAGCUCGGGUCUUGGGAUGACAAGGAGUCCUAGUUAUGAGGUAACUAGAAGUCCUAGCUAUGAGGUAACCAGAAGCCCGAGUUUCCAAGACAAGAGAUAUGUUCGUGACAGAUAUGGUUCUAGUAGAUUGAGUGCUGACAGAAGCUUCAAAUAUUAUUACGACGAAAUGAGAAGUCCUAGCUAUAUCCAAGAAAGUUCAAAAUAUGGCAGAGACUUUAAGAAAUCCCCUAUUCGCUUUGAGGUUGUUGAUGAUAGGUUUCGAGACAAUGAAAGUAGAAGUGGCCAGCCAUCAGAUGGCGGUAGGUUAUCACGCAAAGAAUCCAGAUCUGAAUGUCGAAGCAGGUCACCUGUAUCUAAGAAAACCAUUGAUGGGUCUAAAUCAGUAGCGUUACCUCCUGCUAAAAAUGUCCUAGCGGUACAAGUAGCCAAGCAGUCUGAGAUAAGUGAAGGGAAGGAAGUUGAUGAGAUUGUCACACCUUCUUCCAGCAAGGCGCCAACUGACACUACUAUUGCAGAAGAGAAAAUUCAAAAUUUAGAAAGUCUGAUUGACUUCAAUAAUGAUUCCAAGCCCUCCCAGCCUGUGGAACAACCACCUCUGGCCACAGUACAACAUCCUUCUGGUGACAACUCAACUGAUUCCUCCACGAAGAAAGAACCUUUAGCACCAAAGCCGAACACUGUCGAAUUUUUACUCUUUGAGUUGUCUUUUCCCCCAGUUGCAUCAUCUGAUGCUAAUGUUUCUGAAGCGAGUAACACUCAUCCAUCGAUUGUAUCAGAAGUCAAUACUGCUGUGGGCGGUGCUUCUUCGGAUGGAAGUACCUCCAUAGGGGUAUCAGCUACAUGUGAUCAUCCUGGAUCUUCAAUGCUGGAAUCUUCCCGGAACUUGCCUGCAGAUAAUGUUUCAGUGGCCGAGUCGUUGGAUCAAACAUUACAGGCACCUUGUGACGGAUCUGAAAGAUCUUCACCUGCAGAGCCCUACAGGCAGUCACUCUCAUUGUUUGAGGCCUUCAAUGCUUCUCCAUUUCCACCAACUGCUAAUUUGUCUGUGCAACCUUCCAAUGGAGGUGGCACAUCAGAAGCUACAUCUGACUCUUUUCACGAAUCCUCUUCUACAACUCACAACAGCGACAAGGUUAAGCAACAAGAAAAACUAGACAUGAAUCACAUGAUACCUUCUAUAGUUGUUUGCUCUAUUGGACAAGGCCAGACAACUACUGCAUCUGUUGGAGAUACAAACAAACAGUCAUCUACUUCCACAGAAACAUGUAAUGAGCAAGGACCUUCAGAUACUUCAGUUGAACAUGCUUCACAACAAAUCUCCCAACCAGCUAAAGAAUCUAACUCUGGGGUUCAGAAACCAUCUACCAUUGCUUUAGAAACAAAGACUAGUGGGAGGCAGGAACUUCCUGUGGACCUGUUUGCAUCAAGCUUCAUGCCAACACCAGGACCUUCAUCAAGUUGGCAGUAUGGUAGUAGUCCAUAUGACAUGAGCUUUGGCACGCAAUAUUAUCACAAUCCAAUGCAAGUCAUGGCAUACCCCAACACCAUGAAGUCAACAAAUCCAUUUGAUGACAACUCUCAGAGACAAACACACCCGUAUCCUACCAUGGGGAACUUUAGAGGUGCACCACCUUCUAAUGUGCCACAUCGUCCCAACUUGUUUCCUAGCUCCAGCAUGGGUCACAUUUCUUCAGCUAUGAUCCCGGAUGCUUCUCAAAUCCCUUCCCAAUCUUUCCCAUUUCAAUCGACGAUCUCUUCUGGCCCAUACAUUGAGCACCAACCGCAUUUGAAUGUGUCACAUUCUAGGCAGCAAGGAGGUAGCUUUGGCAGUGGUGAGGACCCUUUUGCUUCAUUGAAUAUGGUUCAGCAACAACGACCUGGUGGAGGAAACUCGUUCCAUGUCCGCCAGAACUCACUCCCGUCAAGGGGAGGAAACCCGUUUGGAUAG
Linum trigynum is the source of this 2574-nucleotide messenger RNA. The record is from the annotation of a GenBank genome assembly. NCBI's taxonomy places the organism in Eukaryota, Viridiplantae, Streptophyta, Magnoliopsida, Malpighiales, Linaceae.